Coniosporium apollinis CBS 100218 is the source of this 2763-nucleotide messenger RNA. RefSeq names its product DNA mismatch repair protein msh-2. The transcript is spliced from 2 exons. Gene Ontology annotation, biological process: mismatch repair; mitotic recombination. The record is from RefSeq and is a predicted model, not a curated record. The coding region runs from base 1 to 2763 and encodes 920 amino acids. Gene Ontology annotation, molecular function: ATP-dependent DNA damage sensor activity; mismatched DNA binding; ATP binding. Gene Ontology annotation, cellular component: nucleus; MutSalpha complex. Lineage: Eukaryota; Fungi; Ascomycota; Dothideomycetes.
AUGGGCUCCAGACCAGACCUCAAGGUGGACGAUGAGGUCGGCUUCAUCAGGUUCUUCCGCGGCCUCCCCUCUCAAGGCGACGAUACAGUCCGGCUGUUCGACCGAGGCGAUUACUAUACGGCUCACGGCGAAGAUGCAUUGUUUGUUGCGCGCACAGUAUACCGCACCACAUCCGUCCUCCGCCAGCUCGGCCGCGAACCCGGGCUCGACUCCGUCACCCUCUCCGUCACCGUCUUCCGCAACUUCCUCCGGGAAGCGCUCUUCAGGCAAGGCAAGCGCGUAGAGAUAUGGGAGACAUCAGGCCGCAUGAACUGGAAAGUCACGAAGCAAGCAUCUCCGGGAAACCUGCAAGAUAUCGAGGACGAGCUGGGCGGACAGCUAGACUCGGCGCCCAUUAUCCUAGCUGUCAAGGUCUCCGCCAAAGCGUCUGAAGCACGGAACGUCGGCGUGUGUUUUGCAGAUGCAAGCGUGCGGGAACUUGGUGUCAGCGAGUUUCUGGAUAACGACCUGUACUCGAACUUCGAAUCGCUGCUUAUCCAGCUAGGCGUUAAGGAAUGUCUGAUCCAGGUCAACGCCUCCAAAAAAGAUGCGGAACUCGCUAAGCUACGGAGUAUCGCGGACAGUUGCGGUUGUGCCGUGUCAGAACGGUCUCAGGCAGAUUUUGGUACACGAGAUAUAGAGCAGGACCUGACCCGGCUGCUACGGGAUGAGCGUGCUGCAGGAACGCUGCCGCAGACCGACUUGAAACUGGCAAUGGGUUCAGCGGCAGCUCUAAUCAAGUACCUCGGCCUGAUGUCUGAUUCGUCAAAUUUUGGGCAGUACCAGCUAUAUCAGCACGACCUGUCUCAGUAUAUGAAGCUUGAUGCAUCAGCACUCAAAGCGUUGAAUCUCAUGCCGGGACCGCGCGACGGAUCGAAGAACAUGAGCUUGUACGGCCUGCUCAAUCACUGCAAAACACCUGUCGGAAGCCGGCUGCUAGCACAAUGGCUCAAGCAGCCGCUGAUGAACGUCGAGGAGAUCGAGAAGAGGCAACAGCUUGUUGAAGCAUUUGUCAUGGACACUGAGCUGCGGCAGACUAUGCAAGAGGAGCAUUUGCGGUCAAUACCAGACCUCUACCGCCUCGCGAAGAAGUUUCAGCGGAAAGUGGCCAACCUUGAGGACGUCGUAAGGGCGUACCAAGUAGCCAUCCGCUUACCUGGGUUUCUUGGGACCCUUGAAGCUGUCAUGGACGAGCAGUACAAAGACCCCCUCGAUGCAGCGUAUACUUCUAAAAUACGGGAGUACUCCGACAGCCUAGCCAAGCUCCAAGAGAUGGUUGAAACGACCGUCGACCUCGAUGCGCUCGACAACCACGAAUUCAUCAUCAAGCCCGAGUUCGAUGAGUCUCUCCGCGUGAUCCGCAAGCGCCUCGACAAGCUACGCCACGACAUGAACGUCGAACACACGCGCGCCGGCCGCGACCUAAACCAAGAUAUUGACAAGAAGCUCUUUCUCGAAAAUCACCGCGUGCACGGGUGGUGCUUCCGCCUCACGCGCAACGAGUCGAGCUGCAUCCGCAACAAGUCUGGCUACAGCGAAAUCUCCACCCAGAAAAACGGCGUCUACUUCACGACCUCCAGCCUUCAGGCCCUGCGCCGCGAUUUCGACCAGCUCUCCUCAAGCUACAACCGCACGCAGUCCGGGCUCGUCGCCGAAGUCGUCGCCGUCGCAUCCUCCUACGUACCCGUCCUUGAGAAACUCGCCGCCGUCCUCGCACACCUCGAUGUCAUUGUCGCCUUCGCCCACGUCGCUGUCCACGCGCCUACGGCGUACGUGCGGCCCACGAUGCACCCGCGCGGCACAGGCGACACUAUCCUCAAGGAAGCCCGCCACCCGUGCAUGGAGAUGCAAGAUGACAUCUCCUUCAUCACCAACGACGUCGAACUUCGCCGCGACAGCUCCUCUUUCCUCAUCAUCACGGGCCCGAACAUGGGCGGCAAGAGCACCUAUAUCCGGCAGAUCGGCGUCAUCGCGCUGAUGGCGCAGGUCGGAUGUUUCGUCCCAUGCUCAGAAGCCGAAUUGACGAUCUUUGACUGCAUCCUUGCGCGGGUGGGGGCGAGUGAUAGCCAGCUCAAGGGCGUCAGUACGUUCAUGGCUGAGAUGCUCGAGACGGCGAAUAUCCUCAAGAGCGCAACGAGGGAGAGCUUGAUUGUUAUUGAUGAGUUGGGGAGGGGGACGAGCACGUAUGAUGGGUUUGGGCUCGCGUGGGCGAUCUCGGAACAUAUCGUCAAGGAGAUUGGAGCGUGUGCGCUGUUUGCGACGCAUUUCCAUGAGUUGACGGCGCUGGCCGACAGGUAUCCGCAGGUAAAGAAUUUGCAUGUGGUGGCGCACAUUAGCGGCGAGGACGACGGCGCCAGCAGGAAGAAGGACAGGGAAGUCACGCUCCUGUACAGAGUUGAGCCGGGCGUCUGCGACCAGUCCUUUGGCAUCCAUGUUGCGGAGCUCGUCCGCUUCCCGCAGAAGGUCGUCAAUAUGGCGAAGAGGAAGGCGGAUGAGCUGGAGGACUUCUCGGGGAAGCAUGAGGAAGUGGGACCAGUGCAGGCGAGCAAGGAGGAGGUCGAGGAGGGCAGCGCGGCGCUGAAGGAGGUGUUAGUGAAGUGGAAGAAGGAGACAGAAGGCAAGGGGCUGAGUCGCGAGGAGCAGGCGGAGAGGAUGAGGGAGUUGGUUAGGGCGGAUGAGAGACUGUUGCGAAAUCCGUUCUUCCAGAGCGUGAAGGCGCUGUAA